Messenger RNA from Bombus pyrosoma, 3252 nucleotides. RefSeq lists its product as uncharacterized. NCBI's taxonomy places the organism in Eukaryota, Metazoa, Arthropoda, Insecta, Hymenoptera, Apidae. The coding region runs from base 889 to 1899 and encodes 336 amino acids. The record is from RefSeq and is a predicted model, not a curated record. The transcript is spliced from 5 exons.
AAAGAGUGGUAUCGUAGAAUGGCGAGACCGUGGGAAAACGUGGGAGGGAACGGCGAUGAGUUACGAUGUAUCGUUUCGUUUCGUUCGGAUCGAUAACGAGAAAUCUGUUCGCUCGCUAUCGUCCGAAAUAUCGGUUAAUCGGGAGAUACGUGGCGCGUUAAAAGCGCAAUUAAAAUAAAGCAACUCGUCGUCGCGACUAAAAAGAGUAAAUAUAGCCAAGUGUAUGGUUUAAAUUCCAACGGCGCGAGACGCGCGCCGUUGCAGUUCGUUCGUGACACGGGUAUAAUAGCUUCCGGUCAGACACUCAUCCACCGACGUUUCCGGUAUCGUUGUUAUCCUCUCGUGAACUCGAAGCGAGAAGGGAACUCCUCUCCUUCCCUAUUUCCCGCGUCGAGCAACGACGUUCCGUCAAAUUUCUUUUACGAUCGUGUACGUUUCCACGUCGAUGUUCAAGAAUUUAUUUACUUGCUCGCGGAAUUGAUAAAGUCCGAUAAUCUCGAUGCGUAACGGAAAUCUUGAAAAACCGUAAUAACGAUCAGUGACUAUCUGCGGCUUCGUUUCAUUCUCGAACGAUACCGUUACUAUUAAUACUUUACUUCUUUCUUCUCUUUGCAUAGAUGUCUUCGAAUCGUAUAAUAAAUCUUUGCGCCUUUAUCGAAUAUUCUCUAGGCUGCCACGAGAACCAGUUUCCUCGCAUUAGCGUCAGACUACACAUGCAGUUUGGAACACCCGGUACAUGGACACGCGCGUUAACAGUUCUAGCGUUGUACGCGGGUGUAAUUGGACGACAGGUGUAGAGGCGCGUGCAACAUACAAGGAUCACGGUGACACGAACAGGGCCGAUUUGAAGCAAGCGAAAAGAUUCUGAGGACAGACAGGAUCGAAGAUAUGGAAGACGAGGACUUUGGUUUCACGAAGAGGCCUGACGGUGUCCUGAAAAAUGUUAACAACGAGUUAAACGAUUCUAAAGAUGCGACGAAAAACGACGGGGGUAGCUAUUUGGAGAAGAAGACGGGGGAAACGGUUAGUGGGAAUGGAUCAGUGAUGACAGCGCCGUUAUUCGGGGCGACCGAGACCGGAAACGCCGUCCCUCAGCGGCCAGCGACCGCCUCUUCAUCCUCUCCGGCUUCCUCAGUCGUUUCCAACCCGCCGAACAUACCGAACGUGGUCGAGUAUCACCUGAAAGUGAAGCCCGGACAAACACAGAGAAUCUGUCGACUCGAUAACAGUACCAAAGGUCAAGAGCUGAACGAUAUGAAGAAGGACAAAAGUCUGGCUUCUUCCAGCGACAAAAAGAAGGACCUCGUGUCAAAAUUGUCUCGUCUGUCCAUCGAUAACAAUGUCUUCGAGGGUUCGACGGAUCUUCCUCAGGUGUUCCAGGUGAAAUAUCUGGGCUCUCAUGAUGCCAGGGGCCUCUGGGGCAUCAAGCACACGAGGAGGCCCGUCGAUAAUAUGGUCGCUGCGGCGAAGGCCUUACCGACCAACACCAUGCUUCCUCUGACCAAACUGGUCGUCUCUCAAGAAGGCGUUGCCCUGCUGCCUAUCGAGAAAAGGAAGCAAGACUCCAACUUCGCCAGGAUAUACGCCAUCGAAACGAUCUCGUACGGUGUUCAGGAUCUCAUCUACACACGUGUCUUCUCCAUGAUCGUUGUACGCGAAACGGAGAAUUUCAGGAGAGUUUCGCCGUUCGAAUGCCACGCUUUCGUUUGCGAAUCGAAACAUCACGCGAGGCAGCUCACCUGCGCUUUAGCCACCGCUUUUGACAUUUAUUCGAGAACCGUGAAGGCGCAGAACCAAAUGGCUGAGAUGGCAAGCAAGAACGCGAAGAAAAGGUUCGCCAUCGAUCUUAGAAGUCCCGAGGAGAUCGAAGCCGAUUUAGCUGUGGAUUCCGAGGCUUAAAUUAGGUUCUUCUGCUCGAUGAAAUGUUUACUUUCUCUAUUUUGCUAUUGCAAGACUGCUACGGCGAAUUGACGAGAACUAGCGUCAUGCAGGAGUGUAGGACAUCUGCUCGGUGGACGACACAGGGUACACGUUGUCGAAAAUAUUUAAUAUAUGUAGAUCGCGUUAUAUGUAUAGAUGCAGGAUGAUUCACAGGGGCAAUCGGAAGGAAGGCGAUUCUUCGGCGAAAGUAUCGAUCGGAGAUGUAGAAUAAAACUCGCUCGUACUUGUGGCGCCUCAUUUUUUAGAGUAAAUCGAGAGAGAAUAUCGAAAGAAACGGUUUUUGGUUCAUAUUUUCGACUCGUUUUUACUCGAGCAGCGAUCGUUGCUGCGCAAUUUCGGAAUCUUCCUAUACAAGCCCAUUUAAGAAAAAUGUUUAUACGCUAUACGAAUAAAAGAUCAGUGGCUUAAUCUUCUUCUAAAAAGUUUCUUAAAGAUGCAAACGUUUGUAUCGUCAUUUGUUUUCGGUUAAAAGAGCGCUUAUAUCUGUACGUGAAUUAUUUAGGUAGCAAAUAUUAUUUUUUUACUUUUACGUUAUACAUAUUAUAUUCGUGUAAUCGUACUAGGAGGCCAGUGGCUAUCAGGUAUAGAUCAGAUCAGAGGUGUACAUACGUUGAUUUUGAUUAUCUUUCUUUCGACUGAAAUGUACUUUCUCCUGACAAAUGUGAAAGUGUGUGUGGGCACGAAAGUCGACGUAUUUAUCGUCGUUAAUUUUAUCGGAAUUUAUGAACGGAGGAAUAGGCACCGCCUAUCCACGAUAUAAUGGCUAGUUAUCCAAAGAUACCAAAUAGAAAAAGAGCCGAAGAUUUACCGAUUCAUUUCGGUGACUUUUGCCAUCUCGUAUCAUAUUACAUGAAUUUCAAAGAAAAAGAGAUUGGAUUUUUCUCUAGCCGCUUUGCACGUGUGCGUGUGUGUUUUUAGUUUCUUUUAUCUUUAUCGUACUUUCGUUAAUGUACAGUAACCGCGUCGAGCACUAAUUCUUCUAUAUCAUGUAAUUUAUUUUCGACUUAUUUUAAGCCACGAGAGACCAAUAUCGAAACAUAUCAAUCGUUGUAAAUAAAUGUUUAACGGAAGCGUCGUCGUUAACGGGUUUUUAGUCUCGUAAUGAUUACGUAAUAAUUUCGACGUUUUAUUUAGCCAUUAAGUUAAUCGUUGCUUUUCGUUAGUCAUUACCGCAUCGUCGUAGUUUGUGUUUCUUUCUAGGCUUGGGACAUUUGUGUAACUCGUUUCCGCGUGUGAUUGCUUAAUUAUAAAUAUGGAAAUAGCAGUAUUAGUUACAUGUACGAUCACUAUAUGCAAUAAAUUUGUUGCAGA